This is a messenger RNA of Ectocarpus siliculosus, 2328 nucleotides long. The record is from the annotation of a GenBank genome assembly. Lineage: Eukaryota; Phaeophyceae; Ectocarpales; Ectocarpaceae.
AUGCGGGCGCAGGCCCCACGCCGAUGCGUGGACAUCGCCGGCAGCAUCAUGCACCACAUCAUCAACCGGGCCUACGUCCCCACGGCCGGGGGGGAUCCUCCGAUCGGGACCGGAGGGCUGGCCUGGAGCGUCCAGCCGCACUCGUCUUAUGCGAGGAGGAUGGUCCCGCCGGCGGUGAUCGCAUCAAACCCGGCCUCUGGCAUCUGCACGCAGUGGGUGAAAACCUCGACCAACAAGCAGCGCUGUCCGGUGUUCUGCCUGGCGUGGGCGCCGGCGGGAGUGACGCGGUGCAUCACCGGAAAUUCUAGCGGCGAGUUCACUCUUUGGAAGGACGGAUCUUUCAAUUUCGUCACCAUUCUGCAGGCUCAUUCCAGUGCCGUCCGCUCCAUGGCGUGGAGUCACUCUGGGAACACUCUGAUCUCCGGAGACCACAACGGGAACAUCAAGUACUGGCAGCCCUCAAUGACGGCGGUACAGCACUUUAUCGCACAUGGUGCCAAUCCAAUCAGAGGACUCAGCUUCGGACCCACGGACUCCAAGUUCGCCUCGUGCUCGGACGACUCAACGGUGCGCAUCUGGGACUGGGAGUACUAUAAGGAGGAACGCGCGCUAACGGGGCACGGGUGGGAUGUGAAGACGGUGGAGUGGCACCCGUAUAAGUCUCUGAUAGUGUCCGGCAGCAAGGACAACCUCAUCAAGCUCUGGGACCCGAGGACAGGGAACAGUCUGAGCACCCUGUACGGGCACAAGAACACCGUCAUGAAGGUCACUUGGAACAAAAACGGGAACUGGCUCGUGUCCAGCUCGAGAGACCAGACCAUCAAGCUCUACGACAUCAGAACAAUGAAGGACAUGAGCACCUUCAAGGGCCAUGGGCAGGACGUGACGGCGUUGGCGUGGCACCCGCAGCACGAGCGGUUGCUAGCCAGCGGGGGCUACGACGGGAAGAUGAUGUACUGGGUCGUCGGAUCGGAGAAACCGCAUGCCGAGAUAGAGUACGCCCACGACGGUACCGCCGUCUGGGAUCUGGGGUGGCAUCCCGUGGGGCACGUGUUGGCGUCUGGCAGCAACGACCACACCGUCAAGUUCUGGGUCAGAAACCGCGUCGGAGACACGAUGGGUUGCAAGCCAGAGCUCAACGAGGACGGAACGGCUGCCGAGGUCGACCCGGACGACACUACCAGGCCGGAGGGGUUCACCCCGAGCCCCGCCGCCACCGCAGCGUUCGCCGCUCUCGACGCGGCGGCGGCCGCCGCCGCCUCCGCCAAGACCCCGGCCCCGGCCCCCGAAAUCCCAACGAAGCUUCCAGGGUUGGGGAAACCCUUGGCGGUGCCACUCUCCAAGCUUCCCCUCGGGAAUCGCUUCGCGCAGACGAUCGUGCGGCUUGGCGGUCCGGAGCUAGGCGCCGGGGAUCCAGACAGCAGCAGCAGGGGCAAGGGAGGGCGGGGGAAAGACAGGGGGGGUCGAGGACGUGGAGAACGGGGCGGCGGGGCCGGCGGGAGAGAUAGAGGGUCAGACAGGACUGGGGGGGAUGGGAGAGGCCGCGGCGGCGGCAGGGGAGGGGAAGGGAGGGGAGGAGGAAAGGGCGGCCGCGACGGGGGCUGGGGGGGCUCGGGAAGAGAGUCCGGGGGGAGGGGGAGGGGGGGGCGAACUGGGGGGAGGGGGGGGGCGUGGGAUUCGGCCGGGCGGCGCCCUACCAGCCGACCUGCCAAGAGCUACGUCUGCAAACGCUGCGGCGGAAAUGACCACUGGUGGCUCGACUGCCCGCUCAAGAACGUCCCCAAGCAGAACCACGUCUGCCACAACUGCGGCAACCCCGGACACUUUCACCAGUACUGCCCGUUCCUAGGCCUCAACGCUCCCCCGGGCGGGGGCGGCCAGCAGCCAGGCCCCGGGGGCGGCAGUGUCGGCCACUACGGUCCCGCCGCCGGUGCCCCCCCCCCUCCGCGGCCAGACCUACCAUACGGUGCCCCCCCCGGUGAUUUGCAGGGCAUCGGGAUGAUGGCCCCGCCUCCGCCACCGAUGCCGCUGCAGCAGGUGCUGCCGCCGGCGCCGAUGCAGCCGCCGCCGUUCAUGGCGGGACCGUUCCCGCCGGACGGCGGGGCCGUGCCGCCGCCGCAGCAGCAGUUUGCGCCGCGGAAACAGGGGAAGAGGUCGAAGGGCGGCGGCGGCGGGGGCCGCAAAGGGGGUGGUGUGAAGGGGGGUGGGGCUGGAGGCGCCAAGGGUGGCGGGAAGGGUGGUGGGAAGGGCGGCGGGAAGGGGGGAAGGAAGAGCGGCGGAAAGCGGCAGGGCGAGUGGAACUCCGGCGGAUCUAAACGAAAACGAUGA